AAGAAGUGCGUCUACCGAGCAGGAGAUAAGAUAAGGAAUGAUUCGAUGCUGGCUAUAAGAGAGCGGACCACAGAGGAGCCAAACGCAGUCGACAACUGGAAGCAAGAUGAUUAGUUUACGCUUGGGGAUAUCACUUUGGUUUAUCUGGACGGCUGGGGCGCUGAACAUCACCGCUGGCCAGCAGGAUGGCCGCAUUGUGGGCGGCUGGGAGACGAACAUUAUCCACUUUCCGCACCAGAUCUCGCUGCAGUUAGGCACGCGACAUGCCUGUGGCGGCGCUAUCCUCUCGCCCACCCACAUCCUGACCGCCGCCCACUGUGUGCUGGAGUACAGCAAGCCGCAGUACUAUGUGAUUCGAGCCGGCAGCAGCGAAUGGGCAACUGGCGGCAGCUACAUUCGCAUCCAACGCAUCGUUCCGCACCCCAAGUUCCACCAGCCCACGCACAUGAACAACGACAUUGCGCUGAUUCAGCUGCAGCAGCCACUCGUCUACAGCGGCAAUAUCCAGCCCAUUGUCCUGGCCGCAAAGCAGGACCGCAUCCAGCCAUCGGCUCAGCUCUUUGUCAGCGGCUGGGGCAGCCAGUCGAUCUCCCAAAUGCAGCCGGAGAAGCGCCUACGAUACACGGUUGUCCAGCAGCGGGAUCAGUCGCAGUGUAUCCGAAACUACUUUGGCGCUGGCACCGUGACCAGCAGCAUGUUCUGUGCUGGCACCCCGCAGGGUGGUCGCGAUAGUUGCCAGGGGGAUUCCGGUGGUCCGCUAAUCACCAGCAUCAAUGGACGCAUGCGACUCUACGGCAUUGUGUCCUGGGGCCUGGGCUGUGCCAAUGCCAUGUUCCCGGGCGUCUAUACGAGAGUCUCGGAGUAUACCGAUUGGAUUGCCCAGACGAUGACCGAAAUGGUUUAAGCUUUAUUACUACUGUACAUACUUGUGUACUCACUGUACUUAUGGCUAAGUUAUGAAAUAGUUGCCACUGUAAAGUGUCUAGAAAUCCCUCUAAUAUCGUAUAUAACUCUCUAAAUCGAUUCUCAAGCUCAGAUGAAGAUGACUAACAAAUAACAAAAAAUGCUA
Drosophila persimilis is the source of this 1069-nucleotide messenger RNA. Its product is annotated as trypsin 3A1. The coding region runs from base 107 to 904 and encodes 265 amino acids. NCBI's taxonomy places the organism in Eukaryota, Metazoa, Arthropoda, Insecta, Diptera, Drosophilidae. The record is from RefSeq and is a predicted model, not a curated record. The transcript has a single exon. Gene Ontology annotation, molecular function: serine-type endopeptidase activity. Gene Ontology annotation, biological process: proteolysis.